GGCAUUUUCAACUAUUUUUGAACACUAUUGGGGUAUAUGGUCUGUGAUUGUCACAUUGUCCAACUAAUUUGAACCAAAGAGUACACCAAUUAAUGUACUCUUUGAUUUGAACACAAUUGAAACUUUAUUAUUAACAAUACUGCUGAAAACUGAUUGUGUUGUGAUAUCGAUCGGUAAAAUUUCAAAUGGAGCCUGUUGAUAAUUACUUCAAAAAAAUCGAGGAGUGGAUUGAGGAUAAUGAAAAAAUUGUAACUGUUCCCUAUCUAGCAAUGACUUUUCAUUUGUCAAUACAAAAUACACAAAAGAUUGUGGAGGAGUUCGUAGACAGUAGAAAAAAAUUGAAACAGUGUGACAUAACAGUCACUUAUAUUCUACGAGGAUUUCUCAACAGCUCUAAAGGAAAAGGAGUCUUCAUAGUAUCGGAGUUCAGCCUACCAGCGAAGAGAAAGUUAUUUGAGAAAGUGGAGGAUGAAGUUAUAUUCAGUAUACAGAAGAGUAAAAACAUAGACUUCAAUGUAAUUUCCCUUGUUGCUGACUUGGGAUGUAUAGGAAUUUCAAGAAGCAGCUCACUAUUAGGUUGUAUUGUUGGUGAUAAUUGUUCAAAAAGAAACAAGAAAAAGAAGUCAAGUUUGGCUCCUGUUGAAACAUCUGCGAAAUCUUCUGAAUCAGCAGAAAUAAAGAGGAAGAUUUGUUCAGAAGCAGUUCCUAACAGUGGAACAGUUGAUGUAUCCAACAAGGCGGCAGCUCCUGUAAUUAAUAAGGAUGUACCAAAAACUACAGCAGUAGCUCCUUUGAUCAAUAAGGAUGUACCAAAAACUACUUCUAUAAGAGAUAAUAAAUGUAAAAAAGGAAAGAGUGGUAUAUCCAAUUUUUUCAAGGCAGUACCUUCUAAGAAUUCCAGUGACAUUAAAAGUACUAUUGGAAAAGAAGAAAAUGCCAUGGAAACAGAGGACAAUCCUAUAAAAGUUGAAAGUGAAGGGAAGGAUACAUCAGAAUCUCCAAGAAGUUUUACAGAAGUUCCUAAUGUCGAGAAAGAAUUUAGAAAUCAGCAGGUAUCGCCUACUACAUCUAAAACUAAGGAAAAAACAAAUAAAAGGAGAAGAAAAGAAAACAUGGAAAACAAUUCUAAAAAGAGAAAAAGAAUUGUUGAAAGGAGCGAUUCUGAAAGUGACGAUAUGUUUGAGAAGAUCGCUGAUGAUGAUAUAAUAGAAAAAUCUGACGAUGAACCUGAACCUGUGUUAUCGCAUGUUAAAAAAUCACUAGAACCAAAAAACAAAAGAAGGAAAGCGAUUGAUAAAACGUAUCAGGAUGAUGAGGGAUUCAUAGGUAAGAUUACAAAGACGGAGUAUGUUUAUGAAACUGCAUCCGAAGACGAAAAUGAAGCUCCUAGGGAAGGUAAUGGAGAGACAUCAAAAGUUGAAUCAAAAAAAGGAAAUAGUGUUUCUAUUAAAGACAAUAGUUUGCAAAAAAAUAGUGCCAAAGUGAAGACAGAAAAGAAGAACACCAAACAGAAUCAGCCGACUUUGAUGAAUUUUUUCAAGAAGAAAUAGUUUGUUUCCUAUUAAAUUAAGUCUUGUGUUGAGAAUAAGCUGAUCGCUGCAUUUGUAAUUUUGAAAUAAAAUAUUCUGUAAUGCUUGCUUGUAAAUUGUAUCAGCAAACAAUCAUAAGGAAAUAAAUAUUUUGAAACGAUA
This is a messenger RNA of Leptinotarsa decemlineata (Colorado potato beetle), 1691 nucleotides long. RefSeq names its product DNA polymerase delta subunit 3 (gene PolD3). The record is from RefSeq and is a predicted model, not a curated record. Gene Ontology annotation, molecular function: DNA-directed DNA polymerase activity. Gene Ontology annotation, biological process: nucleotide-excision repair, DNA gap filling; DNA synthesis involved in UV-damage excision repair; DNA replication. Gene Ontology annotation, cellular component: nucleus; delta DNA polymerase complex. NCBI's taxonomy places the organism in Eukaryota, Metazoa, Arthropoda, Insecta, Coleoptera, Chrysomelidae.